Messenger RNA from Rubroshorea leprosula, 3208 nucleotides. The record is from the annotation of a GenBank genome assembly. Lineage: Eukaryota; Viridiplantae; Streptophyta; Magnoliopsida; Malvales; Dipterocarpaceae.
AUCUGUUAUCAACGAUUCAUUGUCCUCUUGAAAUCAAUUUCAGUUAAUUAACAGUUAAACCCUCACGUAAAACCCUUUGCAAGAACAUACUAUGCUCUGCAUCUCCAACAAUGGCUGUCUCCGCGAAAUUCCCACAAGUCCCUCUCAACCCAGACCAUCCACAGCAUCUCCACGCCAAAACCCACAAGACCAAAGACGUAGCUUUCCCUCACAAACCCAAAACCCACCCUAUAUCCUCGAGGAAAUCCCAAGAAAUCUGUGUCUUGAACACCAGCUCCGGCGUCACCCAGAACCCAAAUCUGCGUCUGCACGACCUGUGCCUCAACGGUAACUUAGAGCAAGCUCUAAGGUACUUCACCUCGAUGCAAGAACUGCAAAUUUCGGUAGAUGAAGAUGUGGUUAUUGCUCUGGCCAGGCUUUGUGAGUGGAGGACAGCGUGUGAAGAGGGGUCUGAGCUUUACUCUUUGGCGUUGAAGUCGGGUACGAAUUUAAGUCUGAGGCUUGGAAAUGCAUUUUUGAGUAUGUUUGUGAGGUUUGGUAACUUGGGUGACGCGUGGUAUGUGUUCGGUAGAAUGCCGGAGAGAGAUGUAUUUUCUUGGAAUGUGCUGAUUGGUGGAUAUGCAAAAGCAGGGUUUUUUGACGAAGCGUUGUCUUUGUAUCAUAGAAUGUUGUGGGCUGGAAUCAGGCCUGAUAUUUAUACUUUCCCUUGUGUGUUGAGGACUUGUGGUGGCUUGCCAGACUUGGCAAGAGGGAGAGAGGUUCAUGUUCAUGUGAUUAGAUAUGGGUUUGAAGCAGAUGUUGAUGUGGUCAAUGCUUUGAUAACUAUGUACGUGAAAUGCGGGAAUUUAAGUAAUGCGCGUGUCUUGUUUGAUAGAAUGCCUAGGAGAGAUAGGAUCUCUUGGAAUGCCAUGAUUUCAGGAUAUUUUGAGAAUGGAGAAUGUUUAGAAGGAUUAAGAUUGUUUUUUAUGAUGCGUGAGCAUUCAAUUUACCCAGAUUUGAUGACUAUGACUAGUGUGAUUGCUGCCUGUGAACAACUUGGUGAUGAGAAACUAGGUAGGGAAAUUCAUGGGUUUGUGAUGGCAACUGGCUUCUCAAUUGAUAUUUCUGUGUGUAAUUCUUUAAUUCAGAUGUACUCAAGUUAUGGUCAGUUGGAAGCAGCAGAAAAGGUUUUCAAUGGUAUGGAGUCGAAAGAUAUUGUGUCAUGGACAACAAUGAUUUCAUGUUAUGAAAAUAAUGUAAUGCCUGAUAAAGCCUUGGAAACCUACAAAAUGAUGGAGCUAGAGGGUAUUGUUCCUGACGAGAUCACUCUGGCCAGUGUUUUAUCUGCUUGUGCUGCUUUAGGCCGGUUAGAUAUGGGUACUAAACUCCAUGAGCUUGCUAAAAGUAUGGGGCUCAUAUCAUACAUUAUCAUUUCAAACACGCUCAUUGACAUGUAUUCCAAGUGUAAAUGUAUAGACAAGGCUCUAGAAGUGUUCCAUGGCAUUCCUGACAAGGAUGUCAUAUCGUGGACUUCAAUUAUCUUGGGGCUUCGGCUCAACAACCGGUGCUUUGAGGCAUUGAUGUUUUUCCGCCAUAUGAAGCAGAAUACAAAACCAAAUUCUGUGACUUUGUUGUCUGUUCUAUCUGCGUGUGCUAGAAUAGGAGCUUUGACAAGUGGAAAAGAGAUUCAUGCCUAUGCAUUAAGGAGUGGAGUAGGCCAGGAGAGCUUCCUAGCUAAUGCACUUCUGGACUUGUAUGUAAGAUGUGGAAGGAUGCAACUUGCUUGGAACCAAUUUAACUUACAGAAAAAUGAUGUUGCUGCAUGGAAUAUUUUGCUUACAGGGUAUGCUCAACAAGGGCAAGGAAAGAUGGCACAGGAGUUCUUUGAUAAAAUGAUAAUGUCUAAUGUUUAUCCAGAUGAGAUCACUUUUCUUUCUCUCCUAUGUGCUUGCAGUAGAUCGAGAAUGAUUGCUGAAGGUCUGGAGUAUUUUUAUAGCAUGGAACAUAAUUAUGGUAUCACCCCAAAUCUGAAGCACUAUGCAUGUAUUGUUGAUUUGCUUGGUUGUUCAGGGAAGUUGGAGGAUGCUUAUCAGUUUAUUAUGCAAAUACCUUUAAAGCCAGAUCCAGCAAUAUGGGGAGCCUUAUUAAAUGCAUGUAGAAUCCACCACCAUGUUGAUCUUGGAGAACUUGCAGCUCAACAUAUUUUUGAAACGGACACAGAAAGUGUUGGGUAUUUCAUUCUUUUAUGUAAUCUCUAUGCUGAAAGUGGUAAUUGGGAUGAAGUUGCAAGAGUUAGAAAGAUGAUGAAAGAGAAAGGGCUAACCAUUGAUCCUGGAUGCAGUUGGGUGGAAGUAAAGGGUGAGGUACAUGCAUUCCUUACCGGUGACAAUUUCCACCCUCAAAUAAGGGAAAUAAAUGCAGUUUUGGAGGGAUUUCUUGAGAAAAUGAGGGCAGCUGGGUUGAACAGUCCAGAGGGUGAGAAAAUGGGUGAGGUUGAAACUUCAAAAGCUGAGAUUUUCUGUGGGCACAGUGAGCGACUGGCUCUUGCAUUUGGCCUUAUUAAUACUGUCCCUGGCACACCUAUUCAGGUCACAAAGAAUCUCUACAUGUGCCAAAGCUGUCAUACAAUCAUCAAAUCAAUCUCCAAGAUUGUUCGCAGGGAGAUUUCUAUACGGGAUUCCGAACAAUUCCACAAUUUCAAGGAUGGCAUCUGUUCCUGUGGCAAUGUGGGAUUGGUAAAAGAAUUUGGCAACGAAGAACAAUGAAAGAAUAUCCAGUUUCUUUGAGGAUGGAGGAAUAUCUUGUUAUAUUAUGUGUGUAAAUAUUUGAAAGCAAGCUAAAUGUCACCAGAGACUGCAGAAGACAUUACUGUGCUAUGAAUCGUGGAUCAGCCUGUUAAACUAAAAUGCAUUACAUGCUGAAAGGAAAGAAGGAGACCUUCAAUAUCAAAACUCAGUUUCCUAGACAAACAAACAAAGUUCUGUGUUUUCUUUGGCAGUUUGCUCUAUAGUAAGAGAACUGCCUCUGGAGUUUGUAGUAUGGUGCUGAUAGGAACAUGGGGGACUCCAUUCUUGUUGGCAGAGUGUAAGGUAUAUAACCUGUUUUCCUCUGCUUGUAUUGUAUUUGCUUUUAAAAUCAAAUGCGAAAACUCAACUGAUGGUUGAAGAUGGUGUAUAAGAUGAUAGAUCACGAAUGUAAUAUCAUUUUGAAAUACAAUAAAAUUUUCUCA